Molecule: messenger RNA, 951 nt
Organism: Pocillopora meandrina
Lineage: Eukaryota; Metazoa; Cnidaria; Anthozoa; Scleractinia; Pocilloporidae
Source: the annotation of a GenBank genome assembly
AUGCCUAAUCCUCCGUCGACCAAGAGCACAACAUCCUCACAGGCCACUGCCGAACCACAUGCUGACCCUCAUCCUGAGCCAGGCCCUGACUGGGAAGUAGCAACACAGAUUUGGGGAGUAGCUUGGCAGGUGCACUGGGCUGGAUUCGGUAUCAUUUUCAGCAUGUUAGCUCUGCGCUCCUUUAUCGCCCUAGCGCAAGUCAGAAAGAGGGAAGGAUUUGGUAGAAAGCCUUUGGUCGUCGCUGUCAAUGUAUUGGUUCUGACACAAGGAGUGACACGAGCCUUUUUUUUGUUUUUGGAUCCUUACGAGUCAAGGACAAAUGGUUUAAAGGUCCCACCUUGGCUGACGAAUUUAUUGUACGGUAUCACAUUUCCCUGUUUGACUUCCUCCUUCUGCCUUAUACACUUGGCAUUUAUUGAAGUCUCUAAGGUCCAAAUAGGAUCCAAAAAACUUCAAAGUGUGUCCUUCUUAAGCGUAGUUAUCGCAAUUCACUUUGCGAUCGUCGUAACGGCAGAAACAGUAACCGCUAUGAAAGCCGAGCUUACACCAUUGAUUAUUGUAUGCCAGUCGCUAUUCAUUCUUUGGGGCUUCCUCCUCUCGACAAGCUUUAUUUACAGCGGAUUAAAAGUAAUUCAACACGAUCUUACCGUUCAGAGAGAACUCCAAAUGGUCCAGAUCGAAACGGCUGAUAGGGUGGGUCGACCAAGACAAGCAACAGGAACUAUUAAAGUUGCAAAGAUCACCCUGGCAACAAGUAUUUUAGGAUUUGCAUGCUGUGGACUGCAGCUAUAUUCCCUCUUUGGCGUGUACAGCUUAUAUAGCAAAGUUGUAAACCCAGCUCCCUGGCCGUGGUGGACAUAUCAAACGUGUUUUAGACUUGUGGAAUUCUUCAUGGCUUGUACCAUAGCCUACAGUGUUAUGCAACGUUCCUCAGUAAGAGAAAUAAGCAAA